This is a messenger RNA of Musa acuminata subsp. malaccensis (wild Malaysian banana), 628 nucleotides long. Its product is annotated as calcium-binding protein KIC-like. The record is from RefSeq and is a predicted model, not a curated record. Gene Ontology annotation, molecular function: calcium ion binding. NCBI's taxonomy places the organism in Eukaryota, Viridiplantae, Streptophyta, Magnoliopsida, Zingiberales, Musaceae.
CGAUAGAAGACAAGUUGUACCCUCGAUCGACGCCUAAACCAUCUCUGCAGCAUCAACAGAGAGACUUGGAAGGUCUGGCGAUGGAGGAAGAGAAGCACGCAGCUGCGACGGAGUCGGAGGAGUACGAGGACUUGCUGCCGGUGAUGGCCGAGAGGCUGGAAGCGGAGCAGUUCGUGUCGGAGCUGUGCGGGGGCUUCCGGUUGCUGGCGGAGCCCGGGAGGGGGGUCAUAACGCCGGAGAGCCUGAGGAGGAACGCGGCGGCGCUGGGGAUGGCGGGGAUGACGGCGGAGGAUGCGGCGGCGAUGGUGAGGGAAGGGGACAUGGACGGAGACGGGGCGCUCGACGAGAAGGAGUUCUGCGUGCUGAUGGUGAGGCUGAGCCCGGAGAUGAUGGCGGACGCCGAGGCGUGGCUGGAGAAGGCGAUCGAGAGGGAGGUGUUGAGACCCACGGCGUGAUUGUUGGAAGAUGUUGGAGAUCAUAAAUCUGCGUUAAUAAACGUGGUUAGAUGCUGAUCAUCGAUCGGAUGCUGUAAAAGGCUGCAGCACCUCUUCGACAAUCAAUGUAGAUUUCUCCUAUUUGAUGGAAAACAUGCGACGCAAUAAAAUGGUCUAUAAUUUCGUAUCACUGA